Mycena citricolor is the source of this 4828-nucleotide messenger RNA. NCBI's taxonomy places the organism in Eukaryota, Fungi, Basidiomycota, Agaricomycetes, Agaricales, Mycenaceae. The record is from the annotation of a GenBank genome assembly.
CUUUCUUCUCUUACUUCCUGUGUCUCCAUCACAAGGCUUCUUCAAUGUCCUCGAAGAAGAGAAAGUAUCGUGAAAAGAGAAAGACCUUUCAGUCUGCCUGUGGAGAUGCGUCUCGGGACGGCGAGGCUUUAGAUCCUAACCUAUACAUUCUUGCAUUCGAAGCCGACGUCGUCAGAGGAGCAAGGGCGCGCCAUGCAGCACAAUCAUUAGAACAACCGAGUCGGGAAGGAACUCAAUCUGCCCUCAUACAAUGGACUAGCUUGGAUUCGCUUUCCAGGCCGACUGCGCAUGUCGACGAUGAUUUCGCCGCUGGCCACGCGCCUGAACGAGGCAGGCCAUUGAUUUGGGCCGACAGGUAUGUCCUCUCUGCCUGAAAAGGCACGCUUUUGCCCACGUCUAUGAAUCUGUAACAUAUGAGUGUCCCGAUACGACGCGCUGUUCUUACUUGAUACACUGCCUAAGAAAGGCGUUUCUGCUGAAGAAAUACCGCGUUCACUCUCGCCCUCCGGGUGGUCCGAUCUCCCUUCUGACACGGAGGACACCUUUUUCUUCUCACCCGAAGAGAAAGCCGACUAUCAACGAGAAAAACAGCAAGUUCUCAUCAACCGGGCCCGGGACGAACGAGUGAGAGCGCGUGAACGAGAGGAUGAGGAAUCAGCCCGGGCGUCCUUGGAGGAAGAUCCAUGGGGUGGUGACGAUGAGGAGCCGGACGAAAACCAAAUAGUUCUGAUGGAGCGCACUGCCGGCAGUCUAGCUUCCUCGGACAACGUGGCUCAAUUGGAGAUGCGCAUUCUUGCAAAUCACGGUACAGACGGUCGGUUUGCUUUUUUACGUGGUCGAUGGAAGAAUGCGUGGUCCUUGAUCAAGCUCAAGGCAAGAAUGCGAUGUGACGAUGGGGCGAGGAAAGGCAUGGACUCGGAGACCGCGGGACUGGGGGCUCUCGCAAAUUACGGUGACAGUGACGAAUCGGAUACGGAAUCAGGCUCAGAGGAUCCAGCGGUGGCCCGCAAGGGGAGGGCGAAGGCUUGGGCAGAGUCACGAUAUGCCAGUCAUUUGGAGUCCAUUUCUUGACGGCCCAGGUGUUUUGUCACGAUUAUCAUUUAUUUAACAUGCCUCAUUACCAUUGCCGCCAUUUGGCUUGGGGAAAUGCUGCACACGCAAGUUUAUCGCCCAUUUGCCAGUCCUUGCGGCCCCAAAAAGGCCUUGACCCCAAAGUCCCCGCGCUCGACGAUGUCAUCCCCAACGGCCUGAUAUAUGGAAAACCGUGACCUCGAAAGUCCGAGCUGGUCGUAUAUGAGCCAUACGCGUAUGAACGAUCGUUAGCAUGGUUUGAAGGAGCUCAUGGCAGGCACUGCUGAAUAGCGGGGUAUGAUUAGGAUUGCCUGUGACCUCGCCGAUAUUGAGUAUGGUGCCCAAUCCCAUCGAGCGCGAUACCGUUUCUCACAUGUGAUGUAUACAGGUGCGGAUCGAGCGGUGGCUUGGGUAAAACUCGAGGGAGAUACUGGGUGCUGUCCAAGACUGUCAAGGGUCGGCGACCAAGGUCCGAGUCUGAGAGUUUAGCUGUCCUAGGCAGCCAGAUUCCGAUAGUCUGGAGUAGGAGAGAUCUCUAUAUGGCUGAGCUUCGCCAUCGCAGGAAGCCAUCGCAGGUUCGCGCUUUCACGCAAUAGGAGCAGAGUAUGUAUCUUUGAGUGGGUGUUUCAGGUUGCGUCUCACGAUUGAUGGCACGUGACGAGAUAGUCGCUCGUGACUUGUCAGUGUCUCUUCUGAGCCAGCCGCUGAACGGAGGAGGAUAGAUAAGGACUCGGAGAAAGGCCCGGAUUUGAGCUUCACGCCACACGGAGUUCAUCAAAAUGUAGCUCCGGUCUUGGUCCGCUGGUUGUACCUAACCAAAAACGCGCACCAUGCGUUUUAGGACGCGUCAGCCUAGAUGACACGUGCUCGCUGACGCGUCUGCCAGGUUCGCUGUCUACACGCUACUAGACGCUGCUUCAAUGAGGCUGUCUGGCAUUGUGCGCACGACCUGCCAUAUCCUAUGGGGUAGUACCCGGAAGACAACGAUAAGGAGAGAUUCUAGGGUCGCUUCCUCCGAGCUCUCCCACGCAUUGACUCGGAAUGUCUGGGACGUCCGCCGCUCAGCAUUGCGACAACAAUGACAAACACGGAGACCGGUUUCCUUAUCUAGCAGCUCUCGCUCUGACUCUCCUCUCCCCACUACCCGUCCCCACACUCUACUCUCACCACCACACUUGUUAGGCCACCUUGUGCGCUUGACUAUCACCUCUCAGUCAUCCUAAGAUGCGUUGUUUGCUCAUCGCGUCGCUGCUUGCCGCUGGUGUCGCCGCUCAUCGCGUGAGCGACGCCUCUGGCCGGCAACGCAAGUCUCUCGGGUUCGGACCAGUCCACAAGCAUGCCGUAUAUCGUUCCACUCCUUAUCAAAUUAUCACCAACGGCUUUGCGGCCAUGUCUCACGACACCGACCCUUAUGUCGUCGCUCGGGCAUUCGUCCAGGACCUCCUCGGGGACAAGCUGUCGGAGUCUAGCACGUACCGGAUUCGCAAGGACUCAUAUACGGACUCGAAUACCGGUAUCACCCACGUGUACGUGCGACAGGUGGUGAACGGGUUGGAGGUGUCCGACGGUGACAUGAAUCUCAACAUCAAGGACGGUGUUGUGUUGUCGUAUGGCAACUCGUUCUUCCCUGGUCCCGUUCCCUCCUACUCGGGCCAGAACGCUCUCAAUGAGGACCUCCGUCACCCGCAUGAGGAGUUUUGCGAGAGUAUCACCAACUCUCUCGAGACCCAUUACAGGGCCUCUGUGCAAUCCCGUGAUGGCCAGGUUGUUUUCGGUGACUUGCCGUCAGGACAGGUCGACCGUCAUGCAAUGAAGCACCUGACUCAUCUGCAUCACUCGAACUGCCGUUUCCAAGGUCUUCCGCUCGAGAUGGCUGCCAAGUCCCUCGGAGAAUUAGAUCUUCGCUCGGCCCUGCUCCAGUUCAUGGUUGCCGCUACCCCGAACGAUGAGGUCGUUAACGAUAUUCUCGGCAACUUUGAUGAUCAUGUCAGCAAGAUGGUCGAGUACACCGAUAUCAACCAUUUCGCUCCUUCGGAGGAAUCCGAGUAUGUUAUGGUUACCAACGUUCCUGACACCGUGAACCCCGUUAAGGCCAAAUUGGCCUACGUUCAAGUUCCCGGCAAGGACGAUUCCGUCAAGCUCAGUCUUGUCUGGAAGUUCGAGGUUGAGAUGCAAGACAACUGGUACGAGGCGGCUGUCUCCGCUUCGGCCCCUCACCGCAUUGUGUCUGUUGUCGACUGGGCUUCGGACGCACCCGUCCCGAUUCCUACGCCUGAGGCUGAGGCAACCUACAACGUCUUCGCGUGGGGUAUCAAUGACCCGGCUGAGGGCAAGCGGACCAUCGAGAAGGAGAACUUCGACUCUCUGGCGUCGCCUGUAGGAUGGCACAGCCUUCCGUUUGCGAACGACCCCUCGCUCGCUGGUAUCAAGAAGACUUCUAAGGAAUUUUAUCGCAAUACCACUAACACCUGGGGGAACAACGUAUUCGCUCAAGAGAAUUGGGAGGGUCAGAAUGCUUAUGUCAACAACUUCCGCCCCGAUGCUGGCGUUGGCAAAUCAUUCGACUACAAGUAUAAUCCGCAAGAGACUCCCUCGAGCGACGCCCUGGAAGAAGCGCAGAAGUACAUCAAUGCGACUGUCGCCCAGCUGUUCUACACCAACAACAUGAUUCAUGACUUGUACUACCGAUACGGCUUUGAUGAGGUCUCUGGCAAUUUCCAGCAGUACAACUUCGGUCGUGGCGGUCAGGGCAACGAUGCUGUCAUCGCCAAUGCUCAGGAUGGAUCUGGAUUCAACAACGCCAACUUCAUGACUCCUCCCGACGGUCAGAACGGUCGCAUGCGUAUGUACGUUUGGAACACCGCCAUUCCUUACCGUGAUGGCGACUUCGAGGCCGGCAUUGUCAUCCACGAAUACAGCCAUGGUCUCAGCACUCGUUUGACCGGUGGGCCCAUGAACUCUGGCUGCUUGCCAUUCGGCGAGAGCGGUGGCAUGGGUGAAGGCUGGGGCGACUUCUUAGCCACUACCAUCCGCAGCACGUCCAACUACUCCGACUAUGCGAUGGGCUCUUGGGCUGCCAACCGUGUUUCCGGGAUCCGCAACUACCCGUACUCUCUGAACGACACCAUUAAUCCAUCGACGUACAAGACCCUCGACAAGCCUGGCUACUUUGGUGUUCAUGCCAUCGGUGAAGUUUGGGCCCAGAUGCUGUGGGUAGUGUCGCAAGGCCUCAUCGAGAAACACGGCUUCUCCGACACGCUCUAUCCUCCCAAGGCUCUCGAGAACGGCACCAUUCCGGAAGGCGACUUCUACCGUCCCCGUUCUGGCAAGAAGCCUUUGGUCCCCAAGCACGGCAACACGCUCAUCGUCCAGCUUGUCCUCGACGCCAUGAAGUUGCAGCCUUGCCGUCCGGGCUUCUUCGCUGCCCGCGAUGCCAUCCUGCUCGCUGACCAGAUGCUGACUGGCGGAGAGAACUUCUGCACGCUCUGGAAGGGAUUCUCCUCUCGCGGACUCGGACCUGAUGCCGAGGUGAUCCUCCGUACUCCUUGGGGUCUCGGCAUCCGGACCGAUGACUUUGAGGUCCCGCUUGCUUGUGUUAAUGCUUAGAUUCUAUCGUAAUAUCACGCAUGCAUACAUACAGUCACGACCCUUCCUUGUAUCUGUACUACAAUUCAUCUCUGUCAACAUUGAUCUAGUACAGAUAGAUGGAAAUUGCUGGUUUGAUGUGGAAGAAUCAAGAGUAGCAGCCUGGUCAGUG